AUGGACUACAGAUCGUCCUAUCGUCCAUACGACCGCUCUGGUCCACCCGCUGCCGACUCGUACCCAAUAGACGACCCUUACGAUCGUUCGAGGAAACGUGGUCGCUCUCCUUCGCCAUCCUACUACCGCGACCAGAGGCGUACCAGCAACUACAACGACUAUCCCCCGCUCGAUCCCUGGGACCGUCCGCCGAGAGACUAUCGUGAUGCGUCUCCUUACGCAUCGCGUCAGUCUGCCUACGACAACUAUCGUCCUUCCGAUCCGUACGAAGACCGUACCGAUCGUACCCGUGCCGCAGAAUGGGAUCGCUACUACCGCGAGCGCGAGCGCGAGCGCGAGCCACGUGACCACGACUAUCGUUCCUCGGCCUACGACGAUCGCGACCGAUACGACGUCAGGUCCAGAUACGAUGAGCCUCCUCCGUCUGACAGAGAUGAUCGUCCGCGCCACCGCGAUCGCCAACGUCCCUAUCUUGCGUACGAUUCCCAGUACCGUAGAGACGAACCGCCUCACGCCUCAGAUUCUCUCUCCAAACCUCCCUUUGACCCGCAGCCGGCUCCGGAUCCCAUGCAGUCAGACUCGCUCUUGCAGUUCCGCCAAUACGCUCAAAUGACCAAGGCCGCUCACCCUUCGGCACGCGACCGCUCCAUCGAACAGCCUACCACCCAGGAGCUCUACGAUGGCUACCAAGCCUACAAGUCGGCUUUCAACAAAAAGGCCAUCGCCUCCUUCUUCGAACAGCGCAAGCACGAAGCGUGGUUCAAGGAAAAGUACUCGCCCGCCGAGCCGUGGCUCACUGCUCGCAACCAACGCAAGCGAACCGCUCGUGCCGGUAAGAAGUUCGCCUGGCUCCAAGAGCUUCAGCAAGGCAAGCUUGACAAGCUCACCAACGACAUUCAACGCAUCGAUGCAUCCGAUGCAACGCGCGAUACUUGGCAUCCUGAAGAUGCUGACGACCACCAUCGCGGUCGAUCCGAGCCCAACGAUAUCACGCUCCUCUCUCGGUACGGCGAACCUCAGCUUAUGCAUGCAGAGCAGGCUGUCAUCCCCGCCUGCAAUCACCAGAUGCUCGUCAAGACCUUCCCCGCUGAUCUUGCACGCGAGAGACUUGAAGAGGUGCUCGCCUCCACGCCAGGUUUCCGCUACCUGGCGCUGGGCGAACCGCACGUCGGAAAGCGAUGGCACCGUGCCGGCUGGGCCAUGUACGAGCCGCACAUCGACAUUCAAGACACGCUCAACGCACUUCAGGGCAAGGACGUCGACGGAUUUGCGCUCAACCUCGCGCCUUGCACCAAGCCCACCUCGAGUAAGCUCCGCACCGUUCCCGUAUACGCCAACUCGUUUCACCGCCUUCUCAUCGACCUCAAGCACUGCAAGCAACUGGUGGAGCGUUUCGAGAUCGAGGAUCGCCAAGUGCUCUUCCGUGACCAAGCCCAAGGUGACGCAUCAUCGGACGCCAGUUCCUGGCUGCACGUCAGUGCGUCGGAAGCCAUCUCGCAACGCGUUGGCCAGAUCGAGCCCGAGCUUGUUGACCGAGAUCUGGAGCGCGAAUUUGAUGCUCAAGAAGACGCCGAAAAGCGCGAACAACGACGUCGAGCGAUCAAGAAGCUGCUCGACCUGCACCUCGAUCUGCUGCGCACCGUCUACCACUGCGACUACUACAUUUCGCUCGUCUGCGAGUCUGAAGAGGAGCUGCUGCGUCGAAGUCCACGUCACGCACGAAGGCAGCCUUCUGUGGGCGUGCUCGUCGAGGAGCCACGCGAAAACUCGAAUGACGAGUCUUGGGCGCGCAGCGUCGACCAAAAGACGAGCUUGAUGCUUGCGGACGACAAAACGGAUCUCACCGAGAUGGGAGGCAAAGACAUGACUGCAGAACUCAUGAGCGCUGCGCUACCUUAUAUCAAAGAAGAGGACAAGGAAAAACACCGAUGUACCGUGACGCUCAACGAUGUGCAAUGCGGCAAGCUCUUCAAAGCUGCCAUCUUUGUGCAGAAGCACAUUCUCAACAAGCACCGCACGUUUAUCGAGUCGGUAGCCGACGAGGUGCUGCAGGAGGUCAAGUUUUUCAACAACUAUGUGCGCGAUCCAAGCCGCGCCAUCAGUCAGCCAAGUGUGAAUGCCAAGGAGUCUCUGGGCGGCGGGGCGGCGCUAGCGCAGCGGUUGGAUGGGGGUGAUCAUGGAGCGAUUGCGGGCGCCAUGUUCAAUAGUGGCGGUAGGAUGGGCAUGAUCAGGUUUGGCAGUGCCAGUGUUGUUGACUCGCCUCGCAGAGCUGCGCAUGGCGGCAGUGCAGCAGCUGGUUCGCUUGGAAUGCGUUUGGGCGGCGUGAUCGCUACUUCGGACUCGCCCGCAGCUACACCGAUCAAGCCCGACCCUCUGCCACCGCCACCCAAACCGCUCGACCCUCGAGCACAGCGCGCCGCUCCCAAGAGCUACCAGGACCUCGAUGGCGCAGCCGAAGGCGAUGUCGAUCUCGCCUACUAA
Messenger RNA from Mycosarcoma maydis (corn smut), 2481 nucleotides. RefSeq lists its product as uncharacterized. Lineage: Eukaryota; Fungi; Basidiomycota; Ustilaginomycetes; Ustilaginales. The record is from RefSeq and is a predicted model, not a curated record. Gene Ontology annotation, biological process: primary miRNA processing; mRNA processing. The coding region runs from base 1 to 2481 and encodes 826 amino acids. Gene Ontology annotation, cellular component: nuclear body. The transcript has a single exon.